AUGGCAUCUGGCGGGGUCUACCCUUUAGACACUCAGCAGCUUCCUGGUGAGUUCCGCCCCCCCUUCAAGCUUUCCAGCUCCCGUCUCCGAUCGAUCUCGAACCUCAGCCGCCUCGGAAGGCUCCAUCUUUGCGACCGUGCUUUCGAUGAGAUCGGGUCCGAUCUGGUGGCGGGUUUUUUCCCAUCGCGAUGGACGACGAUUCCCCUGGCUUCCCUUCCCCAGAUUCAAGAAACAUUCCAACUCUAUUUCCAAUCCCUCGCAACCAUGGCUUCCAUUUCGCCUGCUAACUUCUCCGCGCCGGUGCCCGCUUCGACGGGGUAUCCGGUGCCUUCCAUUACAGCUGCUGCACAACCCGAAACUCCAACCAGAGGUGCCUUUGGCACUGAGUUCUUUAAGAUCUUUGCAGGCCCCAAGAAGGUGACUCGAGAUGGUACUGCACCCAAACGUCGCGGGCCCAAACCCGAUAGCAAGCCCGCUCUCACUCGACGACAGGAGCUGAAUCGCCAAGCUCAGAGGACACAUCGCGAGCGCAAGGAACAAUACAUGCGAGCUUUGGAGACCGAGGUCUCGCGGUUGCGGGAGGCUUAUACCACGGAAAUCUCCGAUGCGAACGUUGCUCUUCAACAACACAAGGAAAUGCUUCACGUGGUGCGAAAUGAGAAUGAAGUCUUGAAGGAAAUAUUGGCCGCACACGGCAUCAAUUAUGCUGCCGAGUUAGAGCAACGGAUGGCUGAGCGUGGUCCGCUGGCUGGUUUCCAGUCGAGUCCCGUCGCAGCUAGCAGCACUGGAUCAAAUACCGCCCCUUUCACCAAUGCGACUAGCAACCAGAAUGUCACACCAGCAACUUCGAUUUCAACCGGGCUAAGUCCUCAAGCGACCGGCGGCGUGGAGCAUCCCGAUGUUUCUCCCCCGAUGGGUUUCGUGCCUCAGCAGCAAGUAUACCACGCGAGUCCGAAUGAGAACCUGGGAUUGGACCGGUCUGCGUGCCAGGUGGUCGAUACACCCGUGCCAGCGAUGCGCGGUGUCUUCGAGAGUGACCCACAGCUUCAGAUUGACUUCAUCUUAACACUCGAAGGCCCCUGCCGUGAACAUACUGACUACCUCUGCCGUCGUUCUAUCACCGAAGCCGACGAUGAGGAUAUGCCCUUCUCCGGCCACGCCCUGAUGGCCACCUGCCCACCACCCAGUUACAUCGCCAACACUACCCCCGAACAGGCUUACCCACACAAGACCUACGAUCUGCCUCUCGCCAAUCUCGGCACUUUGCUCAACCUGAGUCGCCAGCUCGUCACGGACGGUCAGAUCACGCCUAUCAUGGCGCUGCAAUGUCUGAAGAAUCACGAACUAUAUCACUCACUCAGCCGCGACGACAUCAAGAUUAUUAUCGAGACGCUAAACACCAAGGUCCGCUGUUACGGCUUUGGGGCCGUUGUCGAAGACUUUGAGCUUAUCGAUUGUUUGAGUAGUGUGCUGGGCACGACGGUGGACUUGAGCGUGUCCCGUGUCCGGGACGACUCGAUGUACGCUUGA
Penicillium cataractarum is the source of this 1530-nucleotide messenger RNA. RefSeq names its product protein flbB (gene flbB). The record is from RefSeq and is a predicted model, not a curated record. Gene Ontology annotation, molecular function: DNA-binding transcription activator activity, RNA polymerase II-specific; transcription cis-regulatory region binding. The transcript has 4 exons. The coding region runs from base 1 to 1530 and encodes 509 amino acids. Gene Ontology annotation, cellular component: RNA polymerase II transcription regulator complex. NCBI's taxonomy places the organism in Eukaryota, Fungi, Ascomycota, Eurotiomycetes, Eurotiales, Aspergillaceae.